AUGGGGUACUCUAGUUCUCAAAAGGGAUACAAAUGUUAUAACUCAUACACUUGGGAGCUUGUUGUCUCUAGAGAUAUUCGGUUUGAUGAAGUCACUCAUUUCUUUCAUAAGGAUUCUAAGAAUAAUCCUCAGGGGAAGAGUUUAAUGGACACCUUUCCACUGCCUACUCCUGGAAAAAUUCAAGCAAACCCCUCAAACCCUAUCAUUAAUUCCAACAUUGAUGAAGUGGUCAGUGAGGAAGUACCCAGUGCUCCAACACCACAACCACAAGCUGCAACUCCACAAUCAGUAGUAGCACCAAGAAGGAACCCUGCUCGAGAUCGACAUCCUCCGUUAAGGUUACAAGAGUACGUUACGUACUCUGCAAGGUACCCUAUCUCUGAAGCUAUUACUUACCAAAAAUUGUCAGCCUCCCAUGCAUUAUUUCUAAACCAAUUGUCAAACAAUCUUGAGCCAAGAAGUUUUCAAGAAGCCGUGUGUACACCUGUGUGGCAAAAAGCCAUGCAUGAAGAGCUCAAAGCAUUGGAUGAAAAUCAAACUUGGAGUGUGGUUGAUCUUCCUAAAGGCAAGAAGGUUGUAGGAAGUAUGGAUAUACAAGACAAAAUUCAAUUCCAAUGGUACCAUUGA
This is a messenger RNA of Malus domestica (apple), 627 nucleotides long. Lineage: Eukaryota; Viridiplantae; Streptophyta; Magnoliopsida; Rosales; Rosaceae. The record is from RefSeq and is a predicted model, not a curated record.